Molecule: messenger RNA, 339 nt
Organism: Talaromyces marneffei
Lineage: Eukaryota; Fungi; Ascomycota; Eurotiomycetes; Eurotiales; Trichocomaceae
Exons: 1
Coding region: 1-339 (112 amino acids)
Source: RefSeq, a predicted model, not a curated record
AUGUCAGUCGAAAUCGACGUCUCCGGCAUCGACAGGAUAGAAUUGCUUCGCGGGCUCUGGGAAAAGUCCCCAGUUGCAGCGUGGUGCCGUGAAAACGGCGUUGUCCAAGAGUUUGACGUCAACGCUGCUGGGAGGGGGUUUAUCAAAGAUGGCGGUUAUUUUGACUACUUUUGUGGACGUGUCAUCAAGUGCAAUUUGAUGGGGGAUACUGUGAAUCCUUGGGGAUAUGAUCGAGACAACGGGGAAGGGGCCUUCCAGAAAGUUGUCUCUGAGAUACGCGAGCGCUGCAACAUUCCAUUGGUAAAGCCACCCUCUGACGAGGUUACUACCGAUGCAUAA